AUGUCGGCUCGCCUUCUUGUGCAGAGCGCACUGCGCGCUCCCCGCCCGGCCGCCCUGCGCGUCGCCGCGCUGCCGCGUGCCUUUGCCUCGCACGCCACGCGCCAGGUGAGCAUGCGCUCCGGCCCCGAUGAGCAGAGGCGGCUGCAGCGCCGGACGUCGCAGUGUCACUCGGCGGACCUGCGAUGCUCCUCUCUGCGCACGGCCUUCUCUCGAGGCCCCCUCUGUCUUGCCCGUGCGCUGGCCGGCACGAAGCUGACGCUCUCCGCCUCGCUCCAGCCCAUCACGCAGACGACGACGCUCGCCAACGGCCUCACCGUCGCCACCGAGUCGAACCCGGCGGCGCAGACGGCCACCGUCGGCGCCUGGAUCGACGCCGGCAGCCGCGCCGAGACGGACCGCACCAACGGCACGGCCCACUUCCUUGAGCACAUGGCCUUCAAGGGCACCGGCCGGCGCAACCAGCACCAGCUCGAGCUCGAGGUGGAGAACCUCGGCGCGCACCUGAACGCCUACACGUCGCGCGAGCAGACGGUCUACUAUGCCAAGGCCUUCCGCAACGACGUCGACAAGGCUGUCGACAUCAUCUCGGACAUCCUGCAGAACUCGAAGCUCGAGGCCGGCGCUGUUGAGCGCGAGCGUGAUGUGAUCCUGCGGGAGCAGGAGGAGGUGGACAAGCAGCUGGAGGAGGUUGUGUUCGACCACCUGCACUCGGUCGCGUUCCAGGGCCAGGCCCUCGGCCGCACCAUCCUCGGCCCCAAGGAGAACAUCCUGUCGAUCAAGCGCGAGGACCUUGCUGAGUACAUCAGCACCAACUACUCGGCCGACCGCAUGGUGCUCGUCGGUGCCGGCGGCAUUGAGCACGAGGAGCUCGUGAAGCUGGCCGAGAAGCACUUCUCGAACCUGCCCUCGUCGUCGGCCCCGCUCAAGGUGGGCGGCGCUGCGGCUGCGCCGACGAAGUUCAUCGGCUCCGAGGUGCGCAUCCGCGACGACACCUCGCCGACGUGCAACAUUGCCAUUGCCGUCGAGGGUGUGUCGUGGUCGAGCCCCGACUACUUCCCGAUGCUCGUGCUGCAGUCGAUCAUGGGCAACUGGGACCGCAGCCUCGGCUCGAGCCCGCUGCUGAGCUCGCGCCUGAGCCACAUUGUCAGCUCGCAGAACCUGGCCAACAGCUUCAUGCACUUCAGCACGAGCUACUCGGACACGGGCCUGUGGGGCAUCUACAUGGUCUCGGAGAACCUGACGAACCUCGACGACAUGGUGCACUUUACGCUGCGCGAGUGGCAGCGCAUGAGCUCGGCGCCGACGGAGGGCGAGGUGGAGCGUGCCAAGAGCCAGCUCAAGGCGAGCCUGCUGCUCGGCCUCGACGGCACGACGGCCAUUGCCGAGGACAUUGGCCGCCAGCUCGUCACGUCGGGCAAGCGCUACACGCCCGCUGAGAUCGAGGCCGCCAUCUCGGCCAUCGGCCCGAAGGACAUCCAGCGCGUUGCGCAGAAGUACCUCUGGGACGCCGACAUUGCCAUUGCCGCACACGGCCGCGUCGAGGGCCUGCUGUCGUACGACCGGAUCCGGGCGGACAUGUCGUCGAUGAUCUACUAGACGGAGAGCGCCGCACGCGCGCGACGUGAGAGAGCUGCGUCGCUGCGCGCCGGAUGUGCCGCAGCGUGGGGAG
Molecule: messenger RNA, 1669 nt
Organism: Tilletiopsis washingtonensis
Lineage: Eukaryota; Fungi; Basidiomycota; Exobasidiomycetes; Entylomatales
Product: putative MAS1-mitochondrial processing peptidase beta chain precursor
Exons: 5
Coding region: 1-1596 (531 amino acids)
Cellular component (GO): mitochondrion
Molecular function (GO): metal ion binding; metalloendopeptidase activity
Source: RefSeq, a predicted model, not a curated record